Molecule: messenger RNA, 1643 nt
Organism: Zymoseptoria tritici IPO323
Lineage: Eukaryota; Fungi; Ascomycota; Dothideomycetes; Mycosphaerellales; Mycosphaerellaceae
Exons: 2
Coding region: 69-1643 (524 amino acids)
Cellular component (GO): cytoplasm; cytosol
Molecular function (GO): ATP binding; glutamate 5-kinase activity; RNA binding
Source: RefSeq, a predicted model, not a curated record
CUAUUGUGACAUAGCAGAGAGGGAUCAGGAGAGCGGUGGAGUCGUGGCGCCUUGGACUACACUUCACGAUGGACGACCAUGGCGAGACCUCGUCUGCUACGACUCCCAAUCCUACAGCACCUCCCACGCCGUUCCGCUUGGAGAAAGCUGAGGAUCGAGGACAUAAUCGCGUGCCGGUCAGGAUGAAGAAGCAUUUGACGAUUGUCAUCAAGCUGGGCACCUCCUCCAUCGUCGACGAAAAGACCCACGAACCCCUCCUCUCCAUCCUCUCCACCAUCGUCGAAACCGCCGUCUCCCUCCGCCACGAUGGUCACCGCGUCGUCAUCUGCUCCUCGGGAGCCAUCGGCAUGGCCCUCCGCCAGAUGAACCUCCCCCGCCGCCCAAAACACCUCCCACAAGUCCAAGCCCUCGCAGCAAUAGGACAAUGCAAGCUCAUGUCCAUGUGGGACCAGCUCUUCCAACACAUGCGUCAACCCGUGGCACAAAUCCUGCUCACGAGAAACGACAUCGCCGAUCGCACGCAGUACCUCAAUGCGCAGAAUACGUUUGUGGAAUUGUUGAAUAUGGGUGUGAUACCGAUUGUGAAUGAGAAUGAUACACUUUCUGUGCAGGAGAUUAAGUUUGGGGAUAAUGAUACGCUGUCUGCUAUUACGGCGGGGAUGGUGCAGGCUGAUUACCUCUUUCUCAUGACGGACGUCGACUGCCUCUAUGACAAGAAUCCGAGGACGCACCCUGAUGCACUCCCAAUUGAAGUGGUCUCCGACAUUGCCGACCUUGCCGCUGAUACCUCCUCCGCUGGCUCCUCCCUCGGCACAGGCGGCAUGUCCACCAAAAUCGUCGCCGCGCGCCUAGCCACCGCAGCAGGCGUGACAACCGUCAUCACCCGCUCCUCUCAACCGGGAAAUAUCUCCGCCAUCGUGCGGUACGUGGAAGCACAAAAAUCCACCGCCUGCCUCGCAAAUUCAGACGAACUCCCACCACGAGCAAUCGAUCCGCAUCUGCAGAAGUUCGCAAUCGAACAUCCCGUCAACGGCGAUCAUCAUCCUCCUCAAAUCCUCCCGCCAGAUCUCGAGCCUCCUCCACUACACACCCGAUUCUUACCGGACUUAUUCCCCAUCCGUGACCGCUACUUCUGGCUCUUGCACGGUCUCGCGCCGCAUGGAACGGUAUACAUCGACUCCGGAGCCCACACCGCUCUCUGUUCCAAAGCCGGCCUCCUCCCCGUCGGCGUCGUCGCGGUAGAAGGUUCCUUCCACCAACACGAAUGCGUCUCGCUCAAAGUCCUACCAUCCAGGGAUUCAAAACUCGAAGAUGGCGAGGAAGUGGGUAAAGCGAUCGUCAACUACAGUUCAGGGGAGAUCGGAAGGAUCAAGGGUAGGAGGAGUAAGGAGAUUGAGGAGAGGUUGGGGUACGCGGAUAGUGAGUAUGUGGCUUGGAGGGAUUGCGUGGCGUUGUAUGCAAGGUUGGGGUCGAGGCCGGGAAGUCCGCUGAAUGGGCAUGGGAGUGUAAACGGGAGUAGAAAUGGUGCCGGGAGUGCGAAUGGGGACGCGGCGGAUGAUGGGGAGGGGAUUAGAGCGGAGUUGGGCAGGAGAUCGAGUGAGAGGAGGAGGAUGGGGAGUUUAAGUGGGUUUGUAGAGCGGUGA